This is a messenger RNA of Tribolium madens (black flour beetle), 2260 nucleotides long. Its product is annotated as glucose dehydrogenase [FAD, quinone]-like. Gene Ontology annotation, molecular function: ecdysone oxidase activity; flavin adenine dinucleotide binding. The transcript is spliced from 4 exons. The record is from RefSeq and is a predicted model, not a curated record. NCBI's taxonomy places the organism in Eukaryota, Metazoa, Arthropoda, Insecta, Coleoptera, Tenebrionidae. The coding region runs from base 430 to 2244 and encodes 604 amino acids.
UUAAGGAGAGGUUUGCUGUGAAGAUGUGGCACAUAACCUCAAAUCUGACAAAAACUAUAAUGGUCUAAAAAUCAACAAAAUCGAUCCGUUAUUUUCCGGUUAAUCUAUCAAUUGAUAAACCUCAUAAGUAAACGAGUGUUUUAGCAAAAUGUUGCGUCAGAUUUCAACACCUGUAAGCAAAGUUCGAUUAAUUAAAUUAGGCUUGUAAUUAAAUUAAACAACUUACGAUAUAUCUACACAGAGGUACAUCAUGUGAGUUAGUAGAAAUCAAACAUUACGUGUGUUUUACAACAAUCGGUCCAAACAUUUAAAUAAUCUAAAUUUUUUGACAAAAGGUUUUAACCUCACAUUCUGUUCGAUAUAACUUCACUUUUGACAAUUUUCGGCUUUUUCAUUUCAAAAUUCCCGUGUAAAAUUGAAUAAAACAUAAUGUGUUGUUCCACUCCUGCAUUUUUCAUUAGUAUCUACGUCCUUGCUGUUAAUUUAUUUGGGCUAUAUCUCAGAUUUGUCUAUUUUCAAAACUAUUUUGAGUGCUUCGCUUGUAGAGAACUGGAUUUUAAGGAUCAUGCCUAUGAUUACAUUGUAGUUGGUAGCGGCUCAGCAGGGAGUAUUGUCGCCCGAAGACUUGCUGAAAGUCCUGAACUAAAAGUCUUGUUAAUUGAAGCUGGAGCUAGUGGAAAUGGUAUUUUGCAAAUUCCCACUGUGGGUCUCAUGUUACAAGACUCGGUUUUUGACUGGCAGUAUCGGACAGUGCCUCAGAAAUAUGCCUGUUGGGGGCUUGAGAAAAAAGUGAGUCAUUGGCCCAUGGGGAAGAUGCUGGGGGGCACGGCGAUGUUAAAUAAUAUGAUUUAUGUUCGGGGCCACCCUCAAGAUUUCGCAAACUGGUAUAAAGAUUCCUGUAAUUACAAUUACACAAUAGACAUACUCCCCUAUUUUCAAAAACUAGAAAGUAACAAAACAAAUAAGUACAAAUGUUCGGUUUUUGUCGAAGACAUGCCAUUUAAAUCGAAUUUAUCGGAUUAUUUUUUGCAAGCUGGUUUGUGUCUCGGCUUUGGAAUAUCAGAUGGGGUGAACUCAGAACCCGGUUUUUCGGCAACUAGAGUCACAAUGCGGAAUGGUCAGCGCUGGACGCCUUACCACCAAUUAGAAAAAAACAAAAAACGAAAUCUAGUCGUCAUAACUAAUUCUCUAGUCGAAAAAGUCCUCUUGAAAGACAAUUAUGAAGCAUAUGGGGUCAAAUAUACCCACUUGGACGAGACUUACCACGUUCGAGCCAACAAGGGGGUCAUUCUUUCGGCCGGUGUGAUCGGGUCUCCAAAAAUCCUCAUGUUGUCAGGGAUUGGUCCAAGAAAACACCUGGAAAAAAUGAAAAUCACCCCAAGGGUUGAUUUACCAGUCGGUGACAACCUUCAAGACCACGUGACUACUGGUCUAGACCUUAUUACUCUCGAAUCGCCCCCCAAUAUGGGUGUGAAACAAAUGUUAUCGCCAUGGAGCGCUUUCAAAUAUUUUUUAUUGGGGAAAGGUCCAUGGACCAGUCCAGGCUGUGAAAAUAUCGCGUUUUUUAAUAGUGAGAAUGAGAAAGUUCCCGAAUUGCAGUUUAUGAUUCUGCCGUAUGGUGCUGCUAUCGAUGGUGGAUCCUACUUGAGAAGUUUGGUAGGUAUCGGGGAAAAACUCUGGGAGAGUUAUUUUCGGAAAGUGAACGAGUCGACUAUGACUAUUCUUCCGGUUGUUUUGCACCCCAAAAGUCGGGGGACUGUGAGACUGAAAAAUAAAAACCCCAAAACGCCGCCAUUGAUUGAUCCGAAUUACUUAUCAGAGAAUUACGAUAUUGAUAUUCUUUUGGAGGGGAUUGAACUGAUAAAGGAGUUUUUGGAGACUCCACCAAUGCGUCGUUUGGGGGCUAAGUUGAACCCAGUCAAAUUUCCGGGUUGUGAGGCAUUUGGGUUUGACACUAGGCCCUAUUGGGAGUGUUACGUCCGUCAUUUUACUUUGUCAAGUUACCACCCUGUCGGCACUUGUGCUUUGGGUCAAGUAAUCGAUGAGAGUUUUCAAGUGAAAGGGACGAAUAAAUUGUAUGUGGUCGAUGGGUCGGUUUUACCGACUUUGCCCAGUGGCAACCCCAAUGGGGCUAUCAUGAUGAUGGCGGAGCGCGCGGCUGAAAUAAUCAAACAUCACUGCUGGUUGAGUCAGAGACGGUGCUGCUCGUCCGAUUUGUUCCAAGACCAGUGUAGCUGUUAUUAAAUUUAUUUUGUAAUAA